AUGCCGGAUGCACAAGUCUACAUUCAGGAUGUCUCUCUUCCUGAAAAGACAAGUCGACCAAGGAGUUCUGCACCAAAGCUGCCUAAACUGGGAAACCCAACCCCUCUAGUUUUCAUUUUAUCUAUAUACAAUACUGGAGCUUUUGGGAUUCAGAUUCCAAACGUCGUUGUCGGUGUUUCACUGUUCACUGGUGGUGUCGUUCAAUUCGCCGCCGGCAUGUGGGAAUUUAAGGUUGGCAAUACAUUUGGUGGAACUGGUUUCGGCGCUUUCGGUGGUUUCUGGGCAUCCUAUGGUGUUAUCUAUAUUCCAGCAUUUGGAAUUCAAGAAGCCUUUGGAGUUACGACUGACAUAACAACAGGCAGUAUUGUGGCCAUAAAUGCAACCGCG
Molecule: messenger RNA, 387 nt
Organism: Acaulospora colombiana
Lineage: Eukaryota; Fungi; Glomeromycota; Glomeromycetes; Diversisporales; Acaulosporaceae
Source: the annotation of a GenBank genome assembly